AUGGAACCAUUUAAGGUGUCAUGUGCGUCUUCUCCACCUGGUUGGACUGUAAUUCAGAGACGCAUUGACGGAUCCGAGAACUUCAAUCGAAACUGGAAUGCGUAUAAAAGAGGAUUUGGGAAUGUCAAGGGAGAAUUCUUCAUCGGGCUGGAAAAAUUGCAUCGGAUGACUGAGGCACGACCCCACGAACUCUACAUUAAACUUGGGAGUGUUAAUGGAUCCACCAGCUACGCUCAAUACGAUGACUUUAUGAUCGGAAGUGAGGAGGAAUUGUACGAGUUGAAGAAUCUAGGUGAAUAUUCUGGAGAAGCCGGAGACUCCCUCACAAACAAUAAGAACCAAAAGUUCUCCACAUUUGAUCGGGAUAAUGACAAUACUAGUGGAGCAAGUUGUGCCUCUUCAUUUGGUGCAUGGUGGCACAAUGACUGUUCAGAGAGUAUGCUCAAUGGAAAAUACUUGAAAGAUGGCAAAGGUUGGAAUGGAAUUAUUUGGUACUUAUGGCAUGACGAUUGGGAUGAAUCACUUACCUUUGUCGAAAUGAUGAUAAGGCCCAAGGUAUUCUACUUAGUAAAUCCCACUGUUUAA
Messenger RNA from Drosophila rhopaloa, 585 nucleotides. Its product is annotated as fibrinogen-like protein 1. The transcript has 2 exons. NCBI's taxonomy places the organism in Eukaryota, Metazoa, Arthropoda, Insecta, Diptera, Drosophilidae. The record is from RefSeq and is a predicted model, not a curated record. Bases 1 to 585 code for a protein of 194 amino acids.